UGCGCACUGGCACUGUAUACUGUAUUAUCACAUUGGUCUCGCUCGUCGCUCACAGCAGGCAGUACCGUGGGACCACAGCAUCCAAACAGCUGCGGAAUGUUAUUAACCCAGAUUCUGCUGUCUAUAGUAUAUAUCACAGUUGACACAACACGUGCCGCCAGACCUAACAUAGUCUUUAUAAUUGCUGAUGAUUUGGGCUGGAACGAUGUUGGUUUCCACGGCUCAGACCAGAUCCCCACCCCCAACAUUGACGCCUUAGCCUACACUGGGGUUCCGCUGCAGAACUACUAUGUGAGUCCUAUCUGCACACCUUCCCGUAGCGCUCUCAUGACUGGCAAAUACCCCAUACAUACAGGGAUGCAGCACACAGUGUUGUUUGGUGCUGAGCCGCGUGGGUUGCCGCUGAGUGAGCGUCUGCUGCCUCAGUACCUGCGAGACCUCGGCUACACCACCAGGAUUGUAGGCAAGUGGCACCUCGGCUCAUACAAGCGGGAGUACACUCCGACCCACCGAGGGUUUGACUCACACCUGGGCUACUGGACAGGCCAUCAGGACUACUUCGACCAUACUGCUUGUGAAAAGGGGAUGUGGGGACUGGACAUGCGCAACAACAUGGAUGCUGCUUGGGACCUCCACGGGCAGUACUCCACGGAUAUCUACACCAAGGAGUCUGUGAGACUGAUCCGUAGUCACAACACUUCGAAACCGUUGUUCCUUUAUCUGGCGCACACUGCUGUACACUCCGGCAACCCUUAUAAUCCUCUACCCGCCCCAGACAAUGAUGUGGCAGCUUUCAGCCACAUCGAAAACUUCAACCGACGCAAGUUUGCUGCCAUGAUGAACAAGCUUGAUGACUCAGUUGGGGAAGUAGUGGCUGCCCUAAAGGACACAGGCAUGCUGGAGAAUACCAUCAUAGUGUUCACCACAGACAACGGGGGUCCGGCCGCGGGUUUCAACCUGAACGCUGCUUCCAACUGGCCGCUGCGAGGGGUUAAGAACACUCUAUGGGAGGGAGGUGUGCGAGGAGCCGGACUGGUGUGGAGCUCUCUGCUACCCAAUGGGUGGAUAUCUUCUGACCUGACACACAUCUCUGAUUGGCUACCGACCCUCGUAUCAGCUGCUGAGGGAGACACCAGCGUUUUUAAAAACAUUGAUGGUAUAAAUCAAUGGCCGAGUAUGUCCCGAGGAGUUCCAACCACUAGAACUGAGGUUCUUCACAACAUUGAUGACAUUUACGGGAGUUCUUCUCUGACAGUUGGGGAUUGGAAAAUCGUCAAAGGUACCAACUACCAAGGACAGUGGGAUGGUUGGUAUGGACCGAGUGGUCGACCUGACAACCAUUCUACACCCUACGACAUCACGGCAGUCGUAAACAGUCUAGCUGGACGUGCAGUCGCCUCCGUUGGCCGAGAAAUUCAUCCAGAUAAGGCUUUGAAACUUCGAAAGAAGAUGGAAGUAAAAUGUACUGGAGAGAGAUCCGAGUGUUUACCCCUGAAAAACCCUUGUUUGUUCAACAUCAAGGCUGACCCUUGCGAAGAAAAUAACUUGGCUUCCAGGUACCCACAAGUCCUGCGUCACCUAGAUUAUCUACUGGGAGUCCACAACGCAACGGCCGUCCCUCCCAGCAACCUCCCCUUGGACCACCAAGGUGACCCUAGGCUCUGGGACCACACGUGGACUAACUUUGGCGACUACGCAAUCACAACCAACGACAUCCUCAGAUAGUUUCGCAACAGCUAGUCAUAUUUAUUUUUUGUGUUUUAGUUUUUAAGUCAAAGUGUGAUAUGCAAAACCUGUUUAAUGUUCUGUUAAACUGAACCAUGAUAUAUGUUCAUGUCAUUGAGAAAAGUACAAAAUGUACAGUAGCUCAGAAUAGUAAAAUAGUCUGUCAUAGUAUUGACAUUGGGACAUUGUAGUACAUAUAACACAUAACAAUAUUUUGAUUUAAAUCUUUUCUGCAUUGUUUGUUAUUGAUUAGCAGCAUAACCUCCAAAUAAUUGGAUAACUGUUUUUAGUAGAACAGGAAAUCUUAUUCUCAGAAGAUUGUAUUACCUAGUGAGAAAAUACACAUGAAAUUGAGCAAUUGCUUGGUUUCAUAAUAUAUUUUACCGUGUGGUGAAAAAUAGCAUUCCUAAAGGAAAAAGGAGUUUUUUCCUAAAGGAGUUUUUGCAAUACUUACUCGAGCCUGCAAAACCUCACUAUCAAUCUGGGCUGGAUGCAAAAAUACUCGAGGCUUUAUUUUUCCUAAAAUCUGUUAACUGAUUAUUAAACUAGUGAUUGGAUUAAACAUUGUUAAGGUAAAAUUUAUAUUAAAAAAAUUGCUUGUGUUGUUGUGUAUUACACUUGAGUCUCGCUAGUCUGAACACAGGUAAUCUGAACGUCCGCUUAAUCCAAACAAGUUUCAGAAAUGUUUGAAAAUAAUUGGAACUAAUGUAAAAAAAAUAUUUUAUAAAAUUAAAUACAGAUAAAAGUU
Molecule: messenger RNA, 2473 nt
Organism: Macrosteles quadrilineatus (aster leafhopper)
Lineage: Eukaryota; Metazoa; Arthropoda; Insecta; Hemiptera; Cicadellidae
Product: arylsulfatase J
Exons: 11
Coding region: 97-1725 (542 amino acids)
Source: RefSeq, a predicted model, not a curated record